UAGCUGAUUUCUAUCUCGCGAGCUCUACAACUUGAACGGUUCAGAUUACUGUAAUGAACGCACGGUGAGACCCACAAAUGACGACAGCAGAAACCUUGGGUUAUUGAGUUACCACUAAAAUAUGUUCUGAAGCCCUUAUUAUUUUUACUUUACCUCUCAGCAAAUAAACCAUGCUCAAAACCAUAACGAACUUCAACCGUUCUUCUUCAACCCCAACCCUUCUCCAAAAACCCAACUAUUUCACCCUCACGAAACAGACUAUAAUCGACUUUUUAAAGACAUGUUCAACCUUAAAGCAGCUGGAAUCAGCCUACGCAGUCAUGGUCAAGACCAGUGCAAACCAAGACAGCUUCUUGGCCAACCAAUUCAUCAGCAUCGCGUGUUCCACGUUCCGUCGAAUCGAUUACGCAGUCUUGGCCAUUACCCAGAUGGAGAACCCAAAUGGGUUUGUGUACAAUGCCAUGAUCAGAGGUUUUGUUCAUUGCUCUUCGUACCCGUUUCGAGGUCUAUUGCUGUACUUGGAAAUGCUUAGAGAGCAAAUAUGUCCUACGAGUUAUACAUUUGGGUCGAUAGUCAAAGGUUGUACUUUGAUUUAUGAUUUAAAACUCGGCGAGGCUGUUCAUGGGCAUGUUUGGAAAUUUGGGUUUGCGUCGAAUUUGUAUGUUCAGACUGCUUUGAUUGAUUUUUACUCGAAUUUGCGUAGAAUGGUUGAGACGAGACGGGUGUUUGAUGAAAUGCCCGAAAGAGAUGUUUUUGCGGGGACGACCAUGCUCAUGGCUUAUGCUCGAGUUGGGGAUUUAGGGUCUGCGAGAAGGCUGUUUGAUGAAAUGCCUGAAAGAAACAUGGCGUCAUGGAAUACGAUGAUUGAUGGGUAUGCAAGUGUUGGGGAUGUAGAGGCCGCGGCUGUUUUGUUCAAUGAGAUGCCUAGAAGAGAUUUAAUUUCUUGGACGACGAUGAUCAAUUGUUAUGCUCAGAACAAGCAAUAUACAGAAGCAUUGGCAGUUUUUAAUGAGAUGAAAAGCCAAGGGAUUAACCCUGAUGAAGUGACCAUGGCAACUGUUAUUUCGGCUUGUGCUCAUAUUGGAGCACUUGACUUGGGUAAGGAAAUACAGCUUUAUGUAAUGCAAAAUGGGUUUUAUCUUGACAUUUAUCUUGGUUCUGCACUGAUUGACAUGUAUGCAAAGUGUGGAAGUUUGGAUAGAUCACUUGUGGUGUUCUUCAAAUUGCAGGAAAAAAAUCUUUUCUGUUGGAAUUCUGUGAUUGAAGGGCUUGCAGUCCAUGGGUGUGCACAAGAAGCAUUGGCAAUGUUUAGUAGGAUGGAGAAGGAGAAUAUAAAGCCAAACGGUGUUACUUUUAUUAGCGUUCUUAGUGCUUGUACUCAUGCAGGACUUGUUGAAGAGGGCCGUAAGAGGUUCCUAAACAUGUCAAAUGAUUAUUCCAUCCCCCCCGAAAUUCAACACUACGGGUGCAUGGUUGAUCUAUUAUGCAAGGCAGGUUUGCUUGAAGAUGCACUGGAAUUGAUAGUGGGCAUGCCAAUCGAACCAAACUCUGUUAUUUGGGGUGCUCUACUGAGUGGAUGUAAGCUUCAAAAGAACUUAGAUAUUGCUCAAAUUGCUGUUAACAAGCUGAUGACCUUGGAGCCAAAUAAUAGUGGGUAUUUCAGCCUUUUGAUUAACAUGUAUGCUGAAGCAAACCUGUGGAGUGAGGUUACUAAGGUCCGAUCAACCAUGAAGGUACUAGGUGUGGAAAAGACUUAUCCAGGAUCCAGUUGGAUUGAAAUUGACAGUAGGGUUCAUCUGUUUGCAGCUUCUGAUAAGUCUCAUCCAUGUUUGGGCAACAUUUAUGUUGCGCUAUGCGUGUUAGACGAGCAUAUGAAGCUAGUUGGUUAUCAGACUAAAGGAGGGCUAAUGUAAUACCGGUUUGCUUGUGAAGGAAGAAUUGUCAUUUAAAGACAUUGUCUUUCACAAUUGAAAUGGAGCGUCUUGAGGUGGGUGGAUGCCUAGACGAGGGAGAAGAGUUUCAGGUGCAAUGCCAGUGCAACAGAACUGGGACAAACAGGUGCAGCUUCAAAAGGCUAUUUUUUAGUUCCAUGAGACACUACACUGUUUUGCCCAUAGAAUAUGUAUCCCAAUGGAGAGAGAAAAACAAUGCAGCAAUUGCAUCCAUGUCUUUGCCGGCCAGAAGGCCGGGUCAGGGUGUGCCCGAGGUUCAUUCGGAUACUAAUCUUCACACAAUUGUUCCUAGAUUGUACACAGGAAAUUGCGCAAACAAGAGUCUUUUGCUAUACUAAAAGAAAGCUAUGCCCGUUCUACUUCCGUGCCGGUUGUCAAUUGUGAUAUCAAACUUUUGUAAUAAACAAGCUGAUUAUGAGUUUGUUCUC
Molecule: messenger RNA, 2380 nt
Organism: Rhododendron vialii
Lineage: Eukaryota; Viridiplantae; Streptophyta; Magnoliopsida; Ericales; Ericaceae
Product: pentatricopeptide repeat-containing protein At1g06143
Exons: 1
Coding region: 171-1913 (580 amino acids)
Biological process (GO): RNA modification
Molecular function (GO): RNA binding; protein binding
Source: RefSeq, a predicted model, not a curated record